This is a messenger RNA of Homalodisca vitripennis (glassy-winged sharpshooter), 1077 nucleotides long. Its product is annotated as serine/threonine-protein kinase ATR-like. NCBI's taxonomy places the organism in Eukaryota, Metazoa, Arthropoda, Insecta, Hemiptera, Cicadellidae. Gene Ontology annotation, cellular component: nucleus. Bases 1 to 1077 code for a protein of 358 amino acids. Gene Ontology annotation, biological process: protein phosphorylation; DNA damage checkpoint signaling; telomere maintenance. Gene Ontology annotation, molecular function: protein serine/threonine kinase activity; protein binding. The transcript is spliced from 6 exons. The record is from RefSeq and is a predicted model, not a curated record.
AUGAUGGAAUUCAAACUCAAUUGUAAAACAUGUACCUGCAACGUGAUGCUGAGGCCAGGGACAGAGGACUGUAUAUCAGAACCCUACAGUGCUGUGCCACUGAGUGAUACAAGUGGACUGAUAGAAUGGGUUCCAAAUUUGGUCGGACUCAGAGUGGUCAUCACCAGCAUCUACAAGCAGACAGGCAUCGCAAUGCCAGCCAGAAAAUACAAGGAGAUUUGUUGUUCCCGAAAUGAUCCACUGACCAAGAAAAGGGAAGUGUUCUUGAUGAAGCUGUUGCCAUGUCAUCCACCUGUGUUACGGGAAUGGUACUUACGGCAAUUCAGCCACCCCACCAGCUGGUACCUCGCCCGUACCAGUCUUGUGCGCACUCUAUCCGUCAUGUCCAUCGUGGGGUUCAUGCUGGGACUGGGUGACCGUCAUGGUGAGAACAUCUUACUGGACUCUACCUGUGGUGACAUAGUCCAUGUUGACUUCAAUUGUCUCUUCAAUAAGGAGCUAACCUCGGCAAACUCUGACAGUGAACGUUCUGGUUUAGUGCUGGAAGAAAAAAUUGACAAGCUCUUCGAAAUUGUAAAGGGUCUUGUAACUGACAAUCUGCUCCUAAAUGAAAAAUUCGACAACGCUUUUGACCUAGGUAAAUCGAAAAACAUCUUGCCGGGUGAGCGAUUUGAUUGGCCAGAACGAGUUCCAUUUCGGUUGACACAUAAUUUGGUGAACGCCAUGGGACCUACUGGAGUGGAGGGACUGUAUCGUCACUCUUGCGAGAUCACAACACGAGUCAUGAGACAGCAAAUAGAUCAGCUCAUGUCAGUCGUACGACCAUUCUGCUAUGAUCCUCUUGUCUCUUGGAAUACCGACAAGAAUGCUCGUGAUGAGAAUGCUGAGAUGACCAAUGAGAAGGCAUUGGAAGAUAUCCAGAACAUCGAAUCAAGACUGCAAGGAAUCGUCCGAACUCGUAAUAGAGCUCAAUCAAUUCCAUUGUCAGUUGAGGGACAAGUGCGCACUCUUAUUGCUGAAGCCACAAACAUUGACAAUUUGUGUCAGAUGUACAUUGGCUGGGGACCGUAUCUGUGA